UUGUCUAAUUUGUGUCAAGCAGAUUCAAUUAAUGCUAAUUGAGCUGUGUUGAUUUCUAUUUAUUUCGCUGAUAUUAGUAGUCGAUUCGUAGUAAGUCGGGCAAAAACUGCGUCGAAGUCGGACAAAAUUAUUUAUUAGGACUUGUUAAUCGUAUUUUGGUUUUAUCGAGUGAGAACAGAAAUAGAGGUCAGCAUCAUGAAGGAUGUCAUCACUCAUGUCCUGAUGUCCCGCGGUAACGGCGUGGUCGGGGAGGUGAAUGGGUGCCUGAGCAGCGUGUGUGGGGCUCCCCCAGGCUGCUGGACGGUGGGCCUCUACAACGCCACCGCCAAGUACCUCACCGCCGAGACCUUCGGAUACAAGAUAAAUGCUAAUGGCGUGUCACUGAAGAAGAAGCAGCUGUGGUUGCUGGAGCCUGCCGAACGCGACCUGAUCUGCUUCAAGUCGCAUCUCGACAAGUACCUCUCCGUCGACCAGUAUGGCAACGUGAUGUGCGAGGCUGACGAGCGCGACGAGUCCUGCUUGUUCGAAGUGUCGGUGACUGACGAUGAGUUCGGACGCUGGGCCAUCCGCAACAUUAGCCGCGGCUACUACCUCGGUGCCGCCGGCGACAAGCUUGUGUGCAGCGCUAAGCUCCCCACCGACGCUGAGCUCUGGACCGUGCAUUUGGCAGCUCGGCCUCAGGUGAACCUGCGUUCUCUUGGACGCAAGCGGUACGCCCACUUGUCCGAGGCUGGCGAUGAGGUUCAGUUCGACGCGAACGUUCCGUGGGGGGAAGACACGCUCUUCACGCUCGAGUACAGAGACGAGAAGUACGCCAUUCACACGUGCAACAACAUGUACCUCUACAAAGACGGCAAACUCAAGAAAGAGUGCACGCGUGACAGUCUUUUCUGCAUCGAGUACCACCACGGCAGUCUGGCGCUCAGAGACUAUCAGGGGCACUACCUGUCCCCCAUCGGGUCCCGCGCGGUGCUCAAGUCCCGCUCCAACACCGUCACCAAGGACGAGCUGUUCGCUCUCGAGGACUCCCUCCCUCAGGCCUCCUUCGUGGCGCUCCUCAACCAGCGUUACGUCUCCGUCAAGCAGGGCGUGGACGUGACGGCAAACCAGGAGGAAAUUUCUGACCACGAGCGCUACCAGCUCGAGUACGACACCAGCACCGGCCGCUGGUACGUGCGCACGAUGCAGGACAAGUACUGGACCCUGGAGUCCGGCGGGGGCAUCCAGGCGAACGCUGCCAAGCCGACCUCGAACGCUCUCUUCGACCUGCAGUGGCAGGCGGAUGGCUCGGUCGCCUUCAGGGCAAACAACGGCAAGUUCAUCGCCAGCAAGAAGAGCGGACACCUCUACGCUAAUGCCGACACGCCCGACGACGAAAGCGCACGCUUCUACUUCUACCUCAUCAACAGGCAAGUGCUGGUGCUGAAGUGUGACCAAGGAUUCGUUGGGUUCCGCGCUAACAGCAACAAGCUGGAGUGCAACAAGGCGUCAUAUGACACCAUCACCGUGGAGCGCAGCGAGAACGGACAGGUCUUCUUCAAAAGCCAGACCGGUGGCGGGUACUGGACGGCUGGUAGCGAUGGUUUGACGGCAGACUCGCCGGUCCCUGAAGGCUUCCACAUGGAGUUGCGGGAGGGCAACCGCAUGGCGAUCAAGAACACCAGCGGCCAGUACCUCCAGACCGAGAAAAAUGGCGGGUUUAAACUCGGCGACAACGACCCCACCCGUGCCACACUCUGGGAGUUCUAAGAGGUGUUUUGCGAUCGAGGUUCUAAGACCUACACGCGACAUUCUAUUGCAUUGAGUUGGAAUCAAUUUCACCCGAAUUCUGUUGUUUUGCAGUUUCAGAGUGACGCGUCUUGUCGGAAUGUCAGUCUUUGGACGUUUGUAGAGUAAUUGAUAAGUUAAGAAAAUGAACGCCGAGUUUGCGCAAAGAAUGAAAGCGCCUUUGGAGGAUACGGUUAAUUCGUGUUAUUUUCCAGUUCCAGGUUAUAACCCACAAUGUGCAGUUAUUUACUAAUGAUCGUAUCAAUUAUUUGAGGACUGCGUCUUGUGGCAUUUUUUAAAGUUCUUGUUUUUAGUGGUACCUAAUUCUGAACGUUUGUGGCUGUACCCUAUUAGUUGCGUUACUUGUGGUUCUUCCGAUAAUUAAAAUAUUGCUUGUAAUGAGAUUUUCAUUUACGGUACCAGAGCUAUUGGAAAAGAUGCAUUUACGUACCUAAGUAUAAAUGAACUUAGAUGAUUUGACACGCAUAAUAGAUUUGUUACAAAAUUCACGAGUCGAAUUCUCUGCCUUGAGUUUCUUCCAUGACUAAUUGCGGCAGCAUAAUUGCUGUAUGAAACGUAAUUUUACGAUAAGACAUCGCAAUAAUGAAUUUGUGUUAAGCUCAUCGAAUUAAUUGGCAGUCGAAUUAAAGUGACGCGCAUAGUGUGCGCCCGUCCUAACCUCUUUCUGUCCGUCCUCUGUUGUCAUUCGGUCUUGAAUCAGGAAGCUCAAUUAAGUAUUACGUGUAAUCUUUGUACUACGUGAUUAAUACUCUAUCAUAUCUGUUCUCAAUUAAAAAUUAUAGUACGAAUACUUCUUCCAAGAUUGGAGAAAAAAUCGCGAAAUCGAUGUCGUUACUGUGGGCAUAUCGCUGCAUUCAAAAAUGAUGAAUUUUUGCUCAUCAACUGAUGCCAAUGUUGUUUCGUCUUGUUAUUAACAUUCUUUUCAUCAUUUAAUUAAAGGCACUAGCGUUUAAGACUUUCACCCUAACGUCAAUAUUGGUCUUUUAAUUGUGCGAAGAAAGUAACUGAACAGCGCCCUCAUGUAGACUUGAACAUGUAUGUUCCUCUCAAUUUUGUAAGCUUUGUGCUGGAAUUUAGACCACAAGGUUAAUUCCAGGGACUGCGUCGAUAUUUCAUUGCCGAAUUUGUAGAAGUUUUUUACUCUCUAGCUUAACUUUAAGGCUAUUAUCUUCUAGGAAUCUUUAUCAGCUCAUUUUACUAUCAUAGUCAAAUUUAGAUAAGAAAUUGAGCUGCCAUGCAACCUUGUACUUAUUAUACUCUUUUAGUAUAUUAGUUCUCUAUUGAGUUAUUACCGAGUGUUGUCCCACUAAGCUCUAUUUUUAUAUAAUUUGUUGAUAUAAUGAAUCUCUUUGCUUCAACACAAGUUGGCAAUUCGUACUCUCUCUCAUUGCGGGAUUCCCUUAUUUACUACAAUUUUAUACGUUACGCUUUCCUGAGAUCCUCGCAGCCUUUUUUUAGGAAUAUGGUCAAAUACAUGUUCAAUUUUUCA
Molecule: messenger RNA, 3277 nt
Organism: Hyalella azteca
Lineage: Eukaryota; Metazoa; Arthropoda; Malacostraca; Amphipoda; Hyalellidae
Gene: singed
Product: protein singed-like
Exons: 10
Coding region: 196-1749 (517 amino acids)
Biological process (GO): establishment or maintenance of cell polarity; actin filament bundle assembly; cell migration
Cellular component (GO): actin cytoskeleton; cytoplasm
Molecular function (GO): protein-macromolecule adaptor activity; actin filament binding
Source: RefSeq, a predicted model, not a curated record